Molecule: messenger RNA, 1958 nt
Organism: Postia placenta MAD-698-R-SB12
Lineage: Eukaryota; Fungi; Basidiomycota; Agaricomycetes; Polyporales; Adustoporiaceae
Exons: 9
Coding region: 1-1758 (585 amino acids)
Source: RefSeq, a predicted model, not a curated record
AUGCCCAGCGACGCCGCGACGAGCGAGAGCGCGAGUUUGCGCGAGGCGUCGACGUCGCAUUCGCCAUCGGCGCCCCGUCUCUCGCCCAUCAUCAUCGACGACGACGACACUCCCCCCGCCGCCGAUCCCGCCCCCUCCGCCUCCGCCGUCCUCGCCAAGCCGUCGUCACGAAGAGCAAACGGCGUCGUCAAGAUCGAGGAAGACGUCGCGGUGAAGGAGAAAAGAGUACGGCUCUCGUCCAGCGUCACAGGCGCAGGCAAGCCUGCCUCGGCUGCGGUGGGCGCCAAACCAAAGUCAACCAAGUCCGCUGCUCCCCGCUCGCCGUCGCCGUCUCCGCCACCGCCCGCGCCGCCGCUCGAGACCAUUCGCCUCGACAUACCCCUGGGCGGGCCCGACGACUAUGAGGUCGACAUCUCGGUGCUCAGCAAGGCGACGGGGCAGCGGCCUCCCACGCCUCCUCCGCCAACGAAGCGCGACACCAGCGAUGAUAGCCAUAGCGAGGGCGACGACGAGGGUGAUGGAAAAAAGGACAAACGGAAACGCAGGAAGCGAAAGAACGCCGCAUCCGAGUACUACGACACGAACGACCCGUUCAUCGACGACUCGGAGCUCGCACAAGACCAACGCACGCACUUUGCGCAGACGAAGCAGAAGGGCUUUUACGUCUCGAGCGGCCAAGUCGCCCUCCUGAAUAAGCUCGUGACCCCGAAGAAGCCGAAAUCGAAGAAAGUCAACAUCCUCGCGCCCGCUGCCUCCGUCACCGCCGCGCUCUCCGCCGCGCCGCUGGCCUCCUCGCUCUCGCUGCCCGUGCUGAGCACGCAGGACGGCGUGUCGAAGAAGCGGCGGAAGACCGUCGAGAUUGUAGGUCAUCCUCGCCAUUCCUGCGACCUUGCAUCUGAUCACCCUGCGAAGCAACCGUUCCCUCCCGAGCUGGAGCAGGCGUUUGAUCAGCUCCGUGCGGCCAUCGCCAAGGAGAACUGGGAGGUCAAGGGCAAGUUCCCGCAAAGCCUCAAGCCUAUGCUCGCGUCGAUCGCGCUCAAGGCGAUUCUGCUGGGCCAGUACAACGACAACUUUUUCAACGUCAUGCCGCAGUUGUUCCCGUACAACAAGUUCACGAUGAGCAAACUGAUCAAGCGGACGGUCUGGCAGGAGCACACGAAACUGCUGUUGGAGCGACAAACGGCGCUGCUGGACGAGCUCAAAGUGCUGGCAGAGGAGGGGUUCCCGAAAGCGCAGGAGGAGUGGGAGAGAAGCGUGGUUGCGUGGGAGAAACGGCAAGAACGCGCCAAGAUGGAGGCAGAGGGCGGCUCCGUGGCGCACUCGGCAGAGGGCACGCCGGCCGCGUCGGACUCGCAGCCGACGCCGAAGCUGGAGACUCCUGCGUUGGCGGCGCGGCCAUCCGUCGACGACGGCGGGAAUGACACGGGGCUGGAGCACGAGGACGGGGCGGGGGCGCCGAACGCGCGGGGCGCGCGGGACACGCAUGCGCCGCAGAAACGAUAUCGGCUGACGGACGCGAUGAAGUUCAUCAUCUGGCAGCUCGUGUGCCUGAGCAACGAGUGCUGUCGGAUAGAAAACGAGAAGAACGCGCUCGAGGGGUCCAACCAGGUGGUGAGCGAUCAGGGUGUGCGCAAGAGCCUGUAUCAGAAGAUCGUCAGCGCGUUCCCGGAGGGCUGGCUGUCGUCCGGGCAGAUCUCUCGUGAAGUGAGCGUGAUGAAGAAGAAAUACGAGAAGGAGGUCAUGGAGAACGACACAUGAACAUUAUUGUCCGUCUCCACUGCCUCAUUGUUUGUUUCGAGCCCUGUGUCCCGCGCACGUUUCGCCAGGUUCUCGUCCAACCCUCCUGCCUGUGUACACCCGCUUUUACAACCGCGUUGGACACUGUGUACUCGAUGCUGUGUUUUUUGCAUACUUACUCUACGUGCUCUAGCUGUAAUGAUAGUUUCACAUUUCUCUAA